This is a messenger RNA of Anopheles darlingi, 4099 nucleotides long. Its product is annotated as probable protein phosphatase CG10417. The record is from RefSeq and is a predicted model, not a curated record. Lineage: Eukaryota; Metazoa; Arthropoda; Insecta; Diptera; Culicidae. Gene Ontology annotation, biological process: protein dephosphorylation. The transcript has 6 exons. Gene Ontology annotation, molecular function: protein serine/threonine phosphatase activity; cation binding. The coding region runs from base 615 to 3026 and encodes 803 amino acids.
AAAGUAAAAAGCGUGCGUGCGAAAAACGCGUGAAAACAGCGAAAACAUUCAGAAAACUAGCGCGAAUCCACAAAGUGGGGGUCUCCGAGCAGGGAAAACGGGCAUCGGGAACGCUAGCGCACGCCCACGCGGUUUCGGCGAAAACUGUGAACAUUUCCGUGUGAUGCUGGCGGCAUAAAAUUUGCCGGCGCGUUCAGACACACGCGCGCCCUUUUCUGUUCGACCGCACCGCCGCGAACGCGCGAGAGCGUUUUUCAGUUUUCCUUUUGCCCCGCAAGUUGGUACGUUUGGUGCAAGGUUUUGCCGGUUUUCCUGUCGGAAAAGUCGGUGCAGCAAGCGUCUGGUAGGCGUCGAGAGUUUCCUACGUGUUUCUCGACCCCCCGCCCAUCGUCAUCGCCGUCGCCGCCGCCGCUACCGCCGCACGACUUCGAUGUUGGCCAGCACCCGCCAGUCGUGGUUUUGUUCGCUAAAGAAGUCGCGUCCUCUGCCUUGUUGAUUCCGGCAUCGUGCGUGUUGGAGCGGUGUGCAGUUAAUUAUACCCGUCCCGAGAGCUAGAAAACUGUCGAAAGAGCAUCCAAUCGGGGUCGCAAGCGUAUUAAGAAAACAAAGUAACGAUGGGUGCGUACCUGACGACACCGAUCACGGAGAAGGAGUCGAGCGACGAGUCGAACGAAUUUCUCGUGGCCGGAUCCAGCUCGAUGCAAGGAUGGCGUAUGAGUCAGGAGGAUGCCCACAAUUGCAUACUUGACUUCGAUGAGAACGUGUCGUUCUUUGCCGUCUACGAUGGACACGGUGGUGCCGAGGUUGCCAAGUAUUGUAGCCUGCAUCUACCGAACUUUCUACGCACGGUGGCCGCGUACGGUGAGAAAAAUUUUGAGCAGGCAUUGAAAGAUGCGUUCAUCGGCUUCGAUGCAACACUACUCGAGGGAUCCGUAAUUCAGGAGCUUCGCGUGCUGUCAGAAAAGACGGAAUCGGGAGAGGCAUACGAGGAGGAGGAAGAGAGCGAUAACGUGGAAAAUUUGCGCGAAGAGGCCAUCAUGCCUCUGUACGAGGUGUUGCAGAAGUACCGCAAGGGUGGGAAGCCACCAGCGACAGCGGCAGCAGCAGCAGCGGCAGCGGCAGCAACGGGCAGCCGGCCGUCGGGAUCUUCCCGCGGAUCUUCGAAGACACGUUUAGCCGAGGUCAUGAAGGAGGCCGGAGCCGGCUCUAAACCCAUUUCACCGCUACUGAAAGGCAAAAAAGCGACCGUUGCUGAUGAAGACGGGGAUGCGGAUGGUGAGGCAACCGCCGGUGGCUCCGAUGGUGAUGGUGAUGUUGCUGCCAGUUCGGCUGAAGCCGCUCCUGCCGCCAAAGAAGCGGGCACGAAAGCAACAGAGGAUGCAAGCGGUGAUGCAGCCAUAGAUUCCACGGUCAGCAGCUCUAGCAACAAGGCAGUCGAAGGGCGUGAUGAUGGCGCAGCGGCACACCAGGAACCAUCCUCAUCUUCCUCAUCCUCAGCAGCCUCCGCCGUUAGAAAGGAAGAGCAGAUUGAUGAAAUCAGUGAUACGGAUGGCGUUAUCGUGGACAAAUCAACUGCAAGCGCCGUUAAGGAUGUAAAGGAUACGUGCGCCCCGGACAGCUCAUCAUCCGAUCCCAGCAAACAACAGCCGGCACCAGCGGCAACCAGCAAGGUGAAUGGUGACGUUGGCAAAGGACCGAGCGCUUCAUCGGCCGCGGCAGUCUCAUCAUCGUCGUCAUCUAGCGCUAGCAGCGGUGGCCAGGAGAAUGGUGUCGCUUCGAGUGACUGCGGGGGUUCCAAGAAGGCAGAAUCCGUGCACAGCAGCAGCAGUAGCAGCAGUGGGGGUAGUGGUGGAGGAAGUGGAAGCAGCAAGGCUGCUUCUGCUACUGCCAGUCCUGCGGCUGGUGUUCGACGGGCUAGAGUGGAAGCGAAGAAUGGACCGGCCAAGCCAUCGCACGUAGUUGAUGACGAUGAUUCGGAUGACGAUGAUGAGAGCGAUUCGGACGAAGAGUUUCCACCGGUCGCUGAACCCACCGACACCUCCAGUACUGAGGAUGGCGAUGAGGAAGAGGCCGACAAUGGUGAGGAGUGCAGCGAAGAGGAUGAAGAUGUAGAGGAAGAGUACGAAGAGGAGGAAGAGGAAGACUACAUGAACGAGGAGGACGAAGCAUUUAUGCGCAACAUCUCGGACGAACCGGGCAAAGACAGUGGAUGCACCGCAGUCGUCGCACUGCUACACGGAAAGGAUCUCUACGUGGCCAAUGCCGGUGAUUCACGAUGUGUCGUUAGCCGCAAAGGAGAAGCGCUCGAGAUGAGCUUCGAUCACAAACCAGAGGACACAAUCGAGUUCGAGAGGAUAGAAAAAGCUGGUGGACGCGUUACGCUCGAUGGCCGUGUCAAUGGAGGAUUGAAUCUGUCGCGCGCCAUUGGUGACCAUGGUUACAAGAUGAACAAAUCGCUCCCAGCCGAAGAGCAGAUGAUCUCCGCGCUGCCCGACAUUCAAAAGAUCACGAUUGGUCCGGAAGACGAAUUUAUGGUGCUGGCGUGCGAUGGUAUCUGGAACUUUAUGACCAGCGAAGAGGUGGUCCAGUUCGUGAAGGAGCGCAUCAGAAAGCCGAACGUUGUGCUGUCGGAGAUCUGCGAAGAGCUAUUCGACAACUGCCUAGCUCCGCAUACCAAAGGUGAUGGUACGGGUUGUGACAACAUGACGGCGAUCAUUGUUCAGUUCAAGCCCAACUUCACCGGUGCAGCGUCGCGGAAGCGGGGAGCUAGCUUCACACUUGGCGCUAGUACCAAUUCCGAUGUCCCUGCGUCCGGUUCGAAGAAGAUUAAAACAGAUACCACCACGGGCACCGUGGGUGAGGCGGCCGCAUCAUCGAGCACGGACGGUACCAGCAAUGGUGCUGCAGCGGUAGAGGCGACUGAUGAAACAGAGGCAGUAGCAGCGGUCGCCUCGAUCGACACGCCGAUGGAUACGACGGCGUCGGUGGCCGGUUCAUCCGAAGCCACCUCAUCAUCAUCAACGUGAAGCGUACGGCAGUGCGGUCUGCGUUACUCUAACAGACAGUCCACAGUUGGACCAUCUUCCUUUUCCCCACUAAUUCACUCACUCACACACGUCGCCGCCGACUUCAGGGAGUAAGCUCGAGUUUAUCCUUCGUUCAUAUCGUUGUCACACCGUGCUUGCGUUUCUCAUUUUAUGCGUUCUUUUACUAAGAUGGGUUAAUUGUACCGUAGCUUCUUCACCGUGGACACCUCGUAGGCAGGCCACCACUAUUCACAGUGCAGCGUUCGGGCGAAUUCUCAAAUGCUCAAUAUCAGUAUCAGUUUUGGGAAAAUCAGUUUGGGAAUGUAGCCCAUCGUCCAGGCAACACAACACCGCAGCGAUCGGUACAUAGAUCACUGGAUCCCGCUUUCCUUUAUCUUGUUUUUAUUUUUCACGAACGUGUUUAGAAGGGAAUUAGGAUUGUAAGGGAAAAAGUAAUAAGCGAGAACACAAUUAUGGCCAACAAGUGGUCUUUUGGAAAGUCUGUUUCGAUUUUCCCACAAAAAUGUCUAUUCUUAACGAUCGUCACUCGAUGAGUUGCGAAACCGUCGUCAAAUGUAGAGGAUUCUGCGUGUGUACUUUAUAGACCGUUGUACAUGUAGUUUGUGUGUGUGUGGACGACGCGUCGUCCGCUUUAGAACGGAGCGAGUGGUAGGACGGGGAGGAGGAGGGGAGAAGGUGUUCGUACCGGAACAGACUUAAUCCACAGAAGAGCAUAUUAACAUGCUAAAAAUGAAGAAAUCUUAAAUACCGCCUGCAUGUUUCUAGGGCGAGUAAAUGGAACAUUAGAAAAGGGACAUAAGUAAGCAGCAUGGAAGAGAGCAUACAUUUAUGUACAUAAUGUGUCAAUGUCGAAACAUAAAACUACAAACGAAUAAAACAAAAUGCGGAGGUUUUUGGAAGGCAGUAGAAAUAGUGAGCAUAAUAUAGCGCUAGCAAUGUGAACAUUAACUCCCCUUCCAACAUUCUUUCCUCUGAUACCACCUUCGAAGUACAGGUGUUUGGGCAUGAGACACAAAUGUGAAUUUAAAUACAAAAAAAUCAAACAUAUAAAA